AAUAUCCCACAAUAAGUAUCUAAGCCACAAAAUCGCGAGCUGUCAAUGUCAAACUUAAGUCAACGUCAGACAGUCAAAACAAACAAAUGUCAGCGACGAAUCGAAGUGGGACAUAAAAAUUAUUGUGUUAUUUUAAAUCAGUAUUUUCCGUUACCUCUGGUAAAUAAGUAAUGUUGAUGUGUGAUAUUUUGUACAUACAAAGUUAAUAAUAAAUGCAACAUAAUGGCAACCACUUCGAAGGCAGAAGAUGAACACAAUUUUUAUGACACACUUAGCCAUUUCCCUCCUGUAAUCAAUGGAAGAAUUAACAUGGUCCAAUUCCUUGAGGCAUCUUCGGGGUUAGUCUCACUAGUAGAGCGCUUAGGAACAUUAUUUGCACCAGUAAAAUAUGAUAUGCAAGGAAAUAUUGAUAAAAUAAGGAAAUUCUACAACUUCGAUAAAAAUACAUGUUUACUGGAAUUAAUGAUUACAGAAUCCACAAAAGGAAACUGUGGGCAUGAAAGUGUAUUAUGGCUUAACAGGGCAUUGUUAUUCUUCGAGUUAGUUUUUCAAGAAAUAAUUGCCUGUCUGAAAUUGAAUAAUCAUGACUCAGGAAUGAAAAAGAUCUUUUCAGUAGCUUAUGAAGGUUCUGUGAAGAAAUAUCACAACUGGGUAACACAGCAAAUUUUCACUUUUAUCUGCAAAAUGUCCCCCACCCUACCACAAAUGCUCAAAGCCUUGGAUGUUGAAGAUGGCAAAGAGUUUGAACCCAAAUUAACAAACUAUAAUAUCAAAUUGCAUUUAGUUAGAUGUAAAAUUGAUGACUGUUUCAAGGAAAAUAAUAGUCUAUUUGGAGAAUCCAAAUGACACUACUAAUUUAAUAUUCUCACUUUUUUAAGCAAAAUUUAUCUGUAUAGCCAAUCCAACUGUCACAAAAAAGCAAAUUUUAGUCAUUUGUGUAUGGUAAUAAAAUUUAAUAACCCUUUUUAUUAAAUAUUAGGCUAAAAUAUUUGUAGCAGUUGCUAUUACUAAUACAAUUUGAAUGUCAUCAAUGAAACUGUGCUUUUGAGGCUAUAGUUGUAAGUCUAACAAUAAACUAAGAUAAACAAAACGUAAUAAUACAAAAAUAUUCAUAUUUUACGGUAAAAAGAUACAUUUUUGUGGAAUUUGGCUCAUCCACAGAACAAAUUGUUUUGUUUACUAUAUUUCAUCAUAAUCUCAUAGUUUAAAAGAAAUCUUUUUAAUUAUAUACAUAAAUAUAAAUGAUUUAUCACUUUAGUGCCUUCAAAAUACAAGGACAGAAAUUGAUUUGUUCCUUUUUAUGCAAUCUCAAAAGGAAUAGGUGACUGUCAGUAUGACUGGUCACCUGUUGCAUCUGGCACUGAGUGUAUAUUCAAAAAUUGCUA
Molecule: messenger RNA, 1385 nt
Organism: Hyposmocoma kahamanoa
Lineage: Eukaryota; Metazoa; Arthropoda; Insecta; Lepidoptera; Cosmopterigidae
Product: glycolipid transfer protein
Exons: 5
Coding region: 223-846 (207 amino acids)
Biological process (GO): intermembrane lipid transfer; ceramide transport
Cellular component (GO): cytoplasm; membrane; cytosol
Molecular function (GO): ceramide 1-phosphate transfer activity; ceramide 1-phosphate binding
Source: RefSeq, a predicted model, not a curated record